AGUCCCCCCUUGCAACAUUCAGAUGAAUCAUUUCGUGUUUGCACUGUGUUUAUCCUCACUCAUCGUGGUGUAUUCCAGAAAAAAAAAGUCUCUGACAUGGGAUGGUGCUGCCGCCGCAUUCGCACUUGGUAUGGUGACCUUUUCUUCUUCCCUCAAUGUCUUUACCGUCGUGCUCUUGACUUUCUUCUUGACCAGUUCCAAACUCACCAAAUUCAAGGCAGACCGAAAACGCUUAUUGGAAGCUGAAUAUGAAUUAUCCAGUGAACGUAAUUGGAUUCAGGUACUCUGUAAUGGCUUAGCGGGUGGUGUCGCUGUCUCUCUCUUUCAGAUUCUGUGUGAGUCUUCUUCUUAUGCUUGCUAUGAUCAAGCACGUUGGAGUACUGUCUUAAUGUGGGCUUACAUUGGUCAUUAUGGAUGCUGUGCUGGUGAUACUUGGGCUAGUGAAUUAGGUAUUCUCAACAAGAGUUUACCCACACUUGUUACCACACUCAAAAAGGUCCCAGCAGGCACCAACGGGGGUGUCUCGGAACUCGGAUUAGCUGCGUCUUUGGCCGGUGGCGCUGUAGUAGGCUUAUCCGCUGCCAUCACUUUAGCUCUGGAACAAUCCUGUCAUGGCUUUGCAUGGGAGAUCGUGCUUGUUGGCUCUUUAGCAGGAUUAGGCGGAUCCAUGAUUGAUUCGUUCUUGGGUGCUACAGUACAAGAAAGUUUAUAUUCAGAGGAUCAAAAGAUUAUUGUGCCUGGAAGAAAGGCAGGUGAGAAUAUCAAGGUGAUUUGUGGUUCCCCUAUCCUUAGCAACCACCAAGUGAAUUUCUUAGCUUCUUUCCUCACCACUUCCAUCUGUGCUUUUGCUGCCUACUAUCUCUACCCACUUGCUUAACAACAACAAAAAAUUGUUUUUAAUAAUAUAUAUAUAUAUAAAUGUUUACAUAUAUCCCCCUCCAAUUCCUUAUUUUCAAAUAGUUUUAUUAUUCUCUUUUUUUUUGUUUUGUUUUUGUUUCCUUAUUGUGUUGCAGUAGUGGUGGUAGUAGUGGUAGCUCCAACAUUUUGUU
This is a messenger RNA of Mucor mucedo, 1049 nucleotides long. RefSeq names its product integral membrane protein DUF92-domain-containing protein. The transcript has 4 exons. NCBI's taxonomy places the organism in Eukaryota, Fungi, Mucoromycota, Mucoromycetes, Mucorales, Mucoraceae. Bases 23 to 877 code for a protein of 284 amino acids. Gene Ontology annotation, cellular component: membrane. The record is from RefSeq and is a predicted model, not a curated record.